Molecule: messenger RNA, 2440 nt
Organism: Oncorhynchus kisutch (coho salmon)
Lineage: Eukaryota; Metazoa; Chordata; Actinopteri; Salmoniformes; Salmonidae
Product: cell wall integrity and stress response component 4
Exons: 4
Source: RefSeq, a predicted model, not a curated record
UAAUGGGGUUGAUGACAGGUAUCCUCUGACUUCCUCGUCUUUAAUGGGGUUGAUGACAGGUAUCCUCUGACUUCCUCGUCUUUAAUGGGGUUGAUGACAGGUAUCCUCUGACUUCCUCGUCUUUAAUGGGGUUGAUGACAGGUAUCCUCUGACUUCCUGGUCUCCUUUCAGCUCCUCGUGGAACAAACGGCCUUAGCAGUGCAUCUCCAGCGGACUCUGUUCUGGACGGUUUUCUUCAUUCCCGGUGGUUCUUCUCUUUUUCACCUCAUUCGUCCAGGUCUUCUCUGUAUGGCUCCGUUGGUAGAGCAUGGUGCUGGCACUGCCAGGGUAGUGGGUUCGAUUACCCUGGGCCACCCAUACGUUAAAUGUAUGCACGCAUGACUAAGUUGCUUUGGAUAAAAGCGGCCUGCUAAAUGACUUAUUAUAAAGAGGUCACCUUUUUUAAGUUUUUUUUUUUUCAUUUAAAUUGCCGUUAUCCUUGAAUGCCACCUUGUGGAUUAAGAUAGUAAAGGUAAAUGCUAUUGCUAUGUUCAGUUUAAAAUCAGAAUGGGAAUUCUCAGCUUCACACUUGAAUAUUCCCAGUAACACCCAACAUUUUGAAAUACCAAUUUCAGCACAUCAUGACCCAGGACUUGUACUGUAUCUCUUAUCCCCUCACCUCAUGUGAGUCCAUACCAUCUCUCUAAACUCUGACAGGUGUCUGUGUUUCCUACUCAGAAUCUGGAGAGAACACAGAAGCGGGCUUGGUGCAUUAUCCUUGGACCAUCAAACAGCAUCUAUACAUCAGCACUCAAUCUGACCGCUGAGAGAACGUGGCAACUGAACUCUGCGUCCAGCUUGCCCAUCAUCACCUCCAAUCUGACAACAGCAACCUGCUGCCACAACCACCAGAGGUCGUAACUCCCUCAUUACGGAUGCACACGCUUUCUCUCACACGCUUGACUUGGAGGAGUCAACUAAAACCGUGCAGAAAAUGAUUUCACACCCCAACAAUACAUUGUCACAACUGGCCCUAGAAGCUGGCCUGACCUUAUCGGUUUAAGGACAAUGGUUUUUGCUCUGAGCUAAAUGUUAGACGUGUGUACUUCUACCGCGCAUCUCAUAGUGCCGCGCUGCGCCGCAUAGUGAUGGGUGGACCGAAGGCAGCGCUCGCCGAGACUCAUCCCUAAAAAAAGCUCAAUGCCUCUUCCUCGGAGCCGCCGACAGCAGGCGAGACCCGUGGACCGCUUCAUUAACUGUCCAGACACGGAUUGAUUGAUCAGAUGUCUUGUUCACGACCGAAACUUCAACUAUGCAUUCACUGGAAACGCAAAUGGCUCCCAGUUUGAGGAGUGCGCGGAGAGAUUUCACCAAACUGCAUGCCUGCGGCGCGGCGGCUGGAGACGGGCGCUCACCGGGAUGGAUAAGAGUGCGAGAAGCAGGGUGGUAUCGGAGAACCAGGAGAAGAGAUGGAGCAGAAGGGAUGUCUGCAAACUGUCUGUUAUACAUAGGAAUGGUCUUACUUCUGUUGCAGUGUGCGCAGGCCACAGAGGAUGAGACAAACUACGACGCCUCUGGUUCUUCUGAUGUACCCAAUGACACAACAGCCUCCGCCCAUCCCAUUCACCCAUUGGCCGGCUUGCUGUUGGUGGAUGAGGAGCCUUUAUCAGUCGUCCAACCAGAUGGCAGGGCUGUGUCAGAGGGGGUGGGCCUGAGAGAGCAGCCUGCCUUCUCCUCCAUACUGACCCUGCUGGCGGAUAAACACCCACUGAGCUUGGUCCGAUCCAAGACCUCGCCAACCAUCAUCAAGGACAACAACCAAACCAGCCUGUGGCCUUCGGUUGCUCCCUUCUCUUCUUCUUCUUCUUCUGUGGAGCCGAGCAGAGACCUGUCUGACAGCUCAGAGACAGCGAUGGAGGAGUUAACUGUGGGAACAUCCAGAGAGACAGGGGUUAAUUUCCCCAAAGACAACGAGACCAGAUUAUCCCAAACAGGGAACCUCACCUUAGCCGACAGGCCUGCACUCACAACAUCACAGGUGUCACCUUUGACCCCUCGAGAGGACACAACGACUGCAUCCCUCCAGCUCACGACCGUGACCACCACAACCAUAGCUUCCACCACAACCACAACACAGCCAAUCACAGAGAGCCCAACCACGACAACAACACGCAGAACCACCACUGCUCCAGCCUCCAGGAGAACACUGUCACCUCCAAUCCCAAAGACCAAACCCAGAGGGACGACCACCCCGUUCCCCUUCACCACCACCACGGAGGCUCCACCCCGGCAGUGCAACGUCACAGAGAAGAUCUGGGUUAAAACAAGUAAGAGACACAGAAAAAAGAAUGAACCUUUUCUCAACAGGAACCGCCUGGACAGCAUCCAGAGACAGAACCUGCGUAGAGGGCUGACCCAGGCUCUGAGUAGAGCUCUGAAUGACACCACUGCCCUGGCUCAG